CAAUUUCAUUUCCACCUAUCUGAAUGUGCAUGGACAGUUUUCCUUUUAAUCAAACAAACGAUCUGACACAGUYAAAUAGUAAAAGGACAGAUUGUGUAGGCCCACUGCUCUGACGCAUAGGAAUUGGCUGGUAUGGAGAGGGUUAUUUUGAGUCACAAGUCCACUUCCGUUCUGUAGAUUUAGUAUUACUAAAGUUGUCCAAGGUCCAUCAUCAUUCCAAACAGAAUGUCCCAGAGUAGUCUAAAUGACGGAAAUUGUGUAAUUUAUUAACAAUGUAAUAUUGCAGAAAGCGGACAUUACGCACAAUAUUACUAACAAUAGAUGAAGAUAAAUAUGCGGAUGCCCAACUGUCAAAGUCGAGUCAAUGCUUUGUUUAUCUCCGUCKUCUCGUGUGCUUUAAGCUACAAUGCAUAGCUGUCCCAGUCCCCAAGGUAGUUAGUUGGUCAGCCGUUCUCAGUCUCAGACUGGAACUGACUGAUGCAUCAGUGGGCACCUAUUACAUUUUACAUUCUGCUCAAUGGAGCACUGAAUACCGUGACGUCAGGAGAGGGAGGGCUCCGCUUUCACCUUAAAUAUCAGGCGCUCGCUAUAGUUCAGACAGACGCAACAGAGCACACUAAGAACUUUGGAACGAUAGCCUACUGUUGAAUCCAACUUUGGCUGAAUCUAUCAAACGAAACGAAGUGUCCGAACACAUUUGACUCACUCUAGGCAACUAUUUAGGCUACUUUAAAAUCAUGAUCAAGAAAAUGUCUCCUUCAGAGAACGAUUUCGAUAUCCCGGCAAAGAAUUGCUGCAGGAUGGUGAUUUUGGGAUCCACCAAGGUGGGCAAAACAGCCAUCGUGUCCCGGUUUCUGAACGGAAGAUUCGAUGAGGAAAAGUACACGCCGACCAUCGAGGACUUUCACAGGAAACUGUAUAGCAUUAAGGGAGAUGUAUACCAACUGGACAUAUUGGAUACCUCAGGCAACCACCCGUUCCCUGCAAUGAGGAGACUAUCCAUACUGACAGGUGAUGUCUUUAUCCUGGUCUUCAGCUUAGACAACAGAGACUCUUUCCAGGAGGUGCAGAGGCUCAAGCAACAGAUCAUUGAGACCAAAUCGUGCCUGAAAAACAAGACCAAGGAGAACAUUGACGUUCCUCUGGUUAUCUGCGGAAACAAGGGYGACCGGGAGUUUUACCGCGAGGUGCAGAAGGAAGAGAUUGAGCAGUUGGUGGCGGGAGACGAGCAGUGCGCAUACUUUGAGAUCUCAGCCAAGCGCAACACCAACGUKGAUCAAAUGUUCCAGACCCUAUUCACCAUGGCCAAGCUACCCAAUGAGAUGAGCCCAGACCUCCACCGUAAGGUCUCGGUGCAGUACUGCGACAUGCUUCGCAGUAAGUCCUUGAAAAAUAAGAACAAGAAGGACAAUGGAGACGCCUACGGCAUCGUGGCACCAUUCGCCCGGCGCCCGAGCGUCCACAGUGAUUUGAUGUACAUCAAGGAGAAGGCGAUCGGCGGACAGGGAAAGGAUAAAGAGAGAUGUACUAUCAGUUAAGACUGAGAUGAAUCUUAUAGAUCUUGAAACCAAAAAGGUUGUCCUUCAUUUGUGAUGCAUCUGACAGACGGGGCUUGGGCGCGCAAKGCUGCCCAUGCCGCUUACCGUCGCUCCGUAGUGGGGACACUUGAGACAGCGAUGCCGAGAACCGAUGUGCUCCGGGCGCAAUGACACUGACUAGAUUCAGACACUCCGCACACGUGGAAGCGCAUGKCCACGAGACUUUUAAGAAUGUUACUUUGUUCUGUUAAGAGCCUUAUGUGAUGUGGCUUAAAAUAUUGUGAUAUUCUUCACAAAUGCGUAAAAUGUGUUGUUUUGACAUCUGCCYUUACAGACGGGCGAGAAAAGUGACUUUGGCGUGUGCAAUGUUGAGAAUAGUUUUACAUUUUGUUACACAUUUUAUAACAGAUAAUUAAUACUUGAAUGUUGCAACCUGAAACAUUUUAAAUUGUGAAUGUAUAUUUUGUGUCAGUCAAUUUUUCAAAAAAUAAAUA
Salvelinus sp. IW2-2015 is the source of this 2032-nucleotide messenger RNA. RefSeq names its product dexamethasone-induced Ras-related protein 1. The record is from RefSeq and is a predicted model, not a curated record. Gene Ontology annotation, molecular function: G-protein beta-subunit binding; GTPase activity; GTP binding. Lineage: Eukaryota; Metazoa; Chordata; Actinopteri; Salmoniformes; Salmonidae. Gene Ontology annotation, biological process: signal transduction.